Messenger RNA from Lachancea lanzarotensis, 1146 nucleotides. RefSeq names its product LALA0S12e03400g1_1. Gene Ontology annotation, cellular component: membrane. Lineage: Eukaryota; Fungi; Ascomycota; Saccharomycetes; Saccharomycetales; Saccharomycetaceae. The record is from RefSeq and is a predicted model, not a curated record. Bases 1 to 1146 code for a protein of 381 amino acids. The transcript has a single exon.
AUGUCAGCGACAGAUAAUAACUAUCGAAACGAAGUUGGUGGCACGGCUGCUGGAGGCCCGGUUGUCCCUGCUGCACACAAUGACAAUUACGAAACUGGGCAUGGAGGUGGUAGCGGAAGCGGUGCGUUUGCAAACGAAGGCGAAAAACGCAAAACGAAAAAGGGAAUUGCCAUUUUUGGUCUUGCAGUGACGGACUUUAUGUUGAUCUCACUACGUUUCUGGCAGUUUGCCUGUAGUGUGAUUGUCUUGGGGCUCUUGGCGUACGCUAUGAAAAGUUACAAUUACCAUGGCAGCAAAAAGACCAAUUACGGCUUGGCUGUUGGUGCCAUUUCGACGUUUUACUUAUUGAUGCUAUCGAUACUGGGUCCCGCUUUGCACCGUUUUUUGAUACCGGGACUAUACUUAAUCAUGGAGUUGAUUGUGACCCUCUUGUGGCUUGUGGCGUUUAUCGUGCUGGCCAAGGCACACGGUUCCAGAUCUUGCGGUCUUAGUACCAACAGCAGCUACCAGCCCAAAUAUGGGUCCUUUGGAGACUUCACCAACUCUGGUGGGAUGUACGACCCUUACACGUCGAAAUACACCACUAAUCCGCACACCCGGGCAUGCCACAGCUCCCAGGCGUCUAUUGCCUUCGCAGGGUUGGCGUUUAUCUUGUUUGCGAUUAGCAGCAUUUUGAUAGGGUUGCUCGUAAUGAAGCCCCUCACCUACAGAGGCGGAGGUUCCAAGGCUUUAUGGACGCCCUACUCCAACUCUGGAUUGAAACUCAACCCUUGGACCGGUCUAAGAGUCAGCGACGCCAACCGCAACGAUGCGGAGGCCUUGGCAAACAACAGAGGUGGCAACAACACGGGUGCAGGAGCAGGCGUGGGUCAGGACCAGCACACUUUCUCUACGGGCGAUUCCACCUAUAACGGUGCACACCACGACAAAAUGGUGGACUCUGACCACAGACGUAAUGUGUCUGGAGCCACUGAUCUGGAACCAGGGGUCAAUAACCCUACCUAUAACGCUAAUUCCGCAGCCACUGGUGCUGCUAAUACCAAUGCAACGCAUAAUACCACCUAUGCCACACAUGAACCGAUUGUCACGGAUCCUUCCCCCAACGCGGCCCCCAACGCGGCCACGACCACUGCUAACCGUAUUUAG